AUGUCCAAGAGCCAAAAGAGCGACAAGGACUCAAAACACUCGCUAAAGCUUCCGACCACAGUUCGUCGCCUGUCAUCCGCUUCGCCCGCUCCUUCGGGGUCCCAAUCCGCCACACCUGCCGCUCAACUCCGAGUAAAGGUCGAUCGUCCGUCGCCGUCUGCUUCGUCAAAGACUCCGCUGUUGCGCACAUCUUCGACUGCUCUACGUAGUCAGGCAACUACCCGUUCCGUCCAAGCUAAAUAUAGCAAAACCCGUGCGAUGGCUCUCAGCAAUUUCGUUGCCGUCUCUGACAGACUGGUGCAUUUCGAGAGUCGGGUCAGAGGGCCUGCAGCCGAAGAUGACAAUGUACACACGUACGAAAUCCGUCGUGACCGGCUGCAAGUCCUCUGGGACAACGUCGAAGCCGCUUAUUCCACAUGUGCUGAUGCACUGCAUCAAGACGGCGACGGUGAAGGCACACAGGCGAUGGAGGCAAAGUACGAUCACUGCUAUGCAGUGUACGAGCGGUGUCUCGCCCGUGUUAAGGGGCAAAUUACCCAGGUUUCCGGGUCCAGCAGGAGUGAAGCAUCCGUUCCUCCUGUAUACUCCAGUGGCUGCCGGCUCCCUCCAGUCGACACCGAAGUUUUCCGUGGGGAUUACUUGCGGUGGCCGACUUUCCGUGACCUUUUCACGGCCAUCUAUGUCAACAAUCCAAGGUUGACUCCGGUCGAGAAACUUUUCCAUCUGAAUUCGAAGACCGCAGAUGAGGCCAAUGAAAUAGUAGCUAAAUUUCCGCUGACGAACGAUGGUUUCGCGUCGGCUUGGGGUGCUCUCUGCGAACGGUUUGAGAACAAGCGCUUGUUGAUCACAAGCCAAUUGAAGAUCCUAUUUAACCUGUCCACGGUUACCCAAGAGUCGGGAGCAGCUAUCAAGGAGCUGCAGAGCACGAUUCAGCCUCACACCUCGUUGUGGGAGCAGUCGUUGGUGGACAAAGCGAAAAUUCCCGCAUGGCAGGAUAUGAGCACGUUCCUCAAUGAGCGUUACCGUACGCUCGAAGCUAUUGAGGACGUAAAACAGACUGCCAAUUCACAGAUCGCGACUGCAGGACCAUCCCGUCCGCAGAAUUCGAAGCGAGUCAACUCCUUUGAGGCCCGAGUCACUCCGAAAAGCAAAUCGUGUGACUUGUGCUCAAAGGAGAAUCACCCUGUCCGGGUGUGUCCGCGUUUCUUGCAAAUGUCGGUCAACGAGAGGAUGACAUACAUCAAACAGAAAAGUCUCUGUUUGAACUGUUUCGCAAGAGGUCACCAACUCCGAGACUGUACAAGUGCGCACAAUUGCUUUACAUGCAAAGGGCGGCACAACACUCUUCUCCAUCGGGGUGACAGUGCCCACAAUGGUGCCUCUUCAUCGUCCAACAUACAGUCCACUCCAAAUCCAACGGCAACAAAUGUGCAGAGUUUCUUUGCUAAUAACGCUCAGAAUGUCCUUCUCGGCACGGCGGUCAUCAAUGUUUGCCACUUGGGCACUACAUAUACCGCACGUGCGUUAAUUGAUUCCGGGUCCGAAGCGACCUUCAUUUCUGAGCGUUUGUUCCAACGCAUUAAGUUGCCUUUCCAGUCCGUGCGAGCCCAGGUAUCCGGGCUAAAUCACGCAGUUGCGGCCCAAUCGCAGAAGUUAUGUCACUUCAGCAUUGGUUCUCCAACGAAGCCGAGGCUCCAUAUCGAGUCUUCGGCAUUCGUAAUUCCACAGUUGGCAGGCAAAUUGCCCUCCUUCGAUAUGCCGCGAACUUUCCUCAAGGAUCUACCAGCGAUAGAACUGGCAGAUCCACAUUUCUACAAGAGCGCUCAGAUCGAUGUACUAAUUGGCGCGGAUAUCCUUCCGUCGGUCAUCUUGAGCGGCUCCCGGCCAAACAUUUGUGGCUCACUCCUUGGGCAGGAAACCGUGUUUGGCUGGAUUCUUACCGGCCCCGUCUCCCAGAGUAUGUCGACAACUGUUUCUGCGUUUUCGACAAGAGUCGCCCUCCAAGCAGACGAACAGCUCGACAGCCUACUUUCCAAAUUUUGGGAGGUGGAGGAUAUUCCAGCGAAGCUGAUAAAGGAGUCAGACUUCGUUUGCGAAGAGAAUUUCGUUAAGACUACUUCUCGUAGCACAUGUGGCAGAUAUCGGGUGACUCUUCCAUUCCGGAAGCCCGAAGGCAUUGAACUGGGUCAUUCCAGAUCUAUAGCGCUGGCUCAAUUUCAAGAACGAGAAUCGUUUGUCAAGAAACGAUUCUCUAAAGGAACAGUACAAUGCCGUUCUCCAGGAGUACGUGGACUUGGGUCAUAUGACACCCAUAUCGCCUCAAGCGAUUGGCACGACUCUAAUUUCUACCUGCCUCACCACGCAGUAUUCAAACCGGAUAGCACCACAACGAAGGUGCGGGUCGUUUUCAACGCAUCUUGUCCAUCCUCAAAUGGCAAGAGUCUGAAUGAUAUCCUUCAUUCAGGGCCCAUUCUCCAAUCGGAUCUUACGAUGCAGAUCCUCCGAUGGCGAUACUAUCGAUAUGUGUUCAAUGCGGACAUAACGAAGAUGUAUCGCCAAAUCCUCAUGGACUCAAAGCACACACCGUUCCAACGAAUUCUGUUCCGCACGUCGGACGGUGUGAUCCGUGACUUUGAGUUGAACACGGUGACAUUCGGUGUCAACUGUGCGCCUUUCCUGGCUCUACGAGUCCUUCAGCAACUUGCUGAUGACAUACGCUUGAGUAUCCUCUCGCAAGCCAUGUCAUCUCCAACAACAUGUACGUGGACGACGUCCUAG
Drosophila nasuta is the source of this 2778-nucleotide messenger RNA. RefSeq lists its product as uncharacterized. Lineage: Eukaryota; Metazoa; Arthropoda; Insecta; Diptera; Drosophilidae. The coding region runs from base 1 to 2778 and encodes 925 amino acids. The record is from RefSeq and is a predicted model, not a curated record. The transcript is spliced from 2 exons. Gene Ontology annotation, molecular function: nucleic acid binding; zinc ion binding.